AUGGACAAAUCUGAGUUAUAUAAUUCAUCUGAUAAACAACAACUUCUUGAUUCGGUUUAUGAUGAUCUCAUUGAAAUGUCCAAAUCUCCAAACAUCAGUUUCGGAAUCAUAGCAGAAGAUGAAGCUUUUGACAAUCUUGAAUGUAUGACUACUCGCAUCUGGCAACUGCGACGAGAUGGGAAACUGCGCAAACUUUUCCACGUUAGAAAUCAGAACAGCGAAACUCUUAUGGAGAGAGCUACACGUGAAGAACAAAAGCAGUGUGCCUAUCUGAUCUAUCGUCUGAUGAAAAACGAAGAUUCUCGUUAUCGAGCUCAAAAACUCGGUAUGAACAGGGUUGUGGACGAUUCAGAAGUUCGAGCACAAUUCCAAGGCGAUUCAUCAGAAGAGGAAACUCGCACCAAAGAUUUACCUCCGCGUCCUCACCAAGGACGUCGUUUAUCGAGAGAAAAGCUGACAAAUACAAUUAAGAAGAAGAUGCAACCCAAAGAUUACUUCGAUUUGGUUAAACGAAGCAGAUCUGCUCAUAGUCGUUUCCAUCUCGAUCGAACACUCUCUGAUGAUUACAAACGAAAUCAAGCAGCAUCAAUGACAUCUUCAGAAGACAAGACAAGUACUCACAAAUCAUUGGAUGAAACAAGUAGUGUUGGAGAAAGGCUAUUCCAAUUGAUAUCAAUGAGGACAAUCCUGGGAAUGGCUUUCCAUAAUAAUACUGAAAGCAAUAGAAAUUCUCGAACUUCAGAAGAAGAGCAAUCUGUUGAUCUUCAUUUAAUUGAAGAGAAAGUCGAAGAUGAAGGCUUCCGGUCUACACUCUUUACUCCAUCAAAGUCUUCUAUGAAGCUGCCCCCAUUACUAUCAUUCAGACGACGAACUCAAAUAAAACAGUUCAAUCCAAUACUUAUGAAUGCAAAAUCAAUUUUAAAUCUCAAAGGAGUUGUCAGAAUUGUCUAUUACCCUAAUUGCCUUUUAUUUAUUCGAAUAACAUCUGUUUAUACAAUUCCUGUUGAUAACGGAGUUGAAGGAGAACCAGAGAUUGAAUGCGGGGCUACAUCAGUCAUUGUUAACUUUAAUACUAGGAAUCCUUUUGAGGGUCAUGUCUUCGUUAAGGGGCUGUUCGACCAGUCAGAUUGUAGAAACAAUGAAGGAGGUCGACAGGUUGCCGGAAUUACAUUACCCUUUGAUUCAUGCAAUGUGGCUAGAACUCGAUCUUUGAAUCCUAGAGGAAUAUUUGUAUCAGUUACAAUAGUCAUUUCCUUCCAUCCGCAAUUUGUUACAAAAGUUGACAGAGCCUACAGAAUUCAAUGUUUCUACAUGGAAGCUGACAAGACUGUGUCCUCAAACAUUGAAGUUUCUGAUCUUACAACAGCAUUCCAAACAGCUGGUGUCCCGAUGCCAAUAUGUCGAUAUGAUAUCCUCAAUGGAGGUCCAACUGGAGAUCCAAUUCAGUUUGCAACAAUUGGUCAACAAGUUUACCAUAAAUGGACUUGUGAAUCUGAGACCCAGGAUAUAUUCUGUGCUGUUGUCCAUACUUGUACAGUCGAUGACGGUAAUGGAGACAGAAUUCAGAUAAUUGACGAAAAUGGAUGUGCACGCGACAAGUUCUUAUUGAAUAACUUAGAAUAUCCUACGGAUCUUAUGGCAGGCCAGGAAGCUCACGUCUACAAGUAUGCAGACAGAGCUCAGCUCUUCUAUCAAUGCCAAAUCAGUGUCACAAUCAAAGAACCUACAGAAGAGUGUCCUCGUCCGGAAUGUGCUGAACCUCAAGGUUUCGGAGCUGUGAAGGAUCCCGAAUUUGCAAGCCCUCCAGCACUCCCCAUCAAUAAUAGUGAACCAACCCUUCCUCCUCCACCACCAGCAGCCACAAUCCGGCUCUUGAGAAAACGACGAUCUGUUUCACAACAACCAAGAUGGACAAAAGAGAAUACUCUUGAUGUACGAGUGGAAUUGAGUACAUCAGAUUUGCAGUCUAAAUACCCGACUGCUUUGAAACUGGAAUCAGAAGAGACUAAUGGAAUUUGUCUCUCACCCAUUACAGUGUUCUUUAUUGCAACUGGAGCUGUUGGGAUAAUAGCUCUCGGUUUCUUCAUAGGCAGUUACCUUUUACGACCAAGAGUACAAGAAGUGUAG
This is a messenger RNA of Auanema sp. JU1783, 2127 nucleotides long. The record is from the annotation of a GenBank genome assembly. Lineage: Eukaryota; Metazoa; Nematoda; Chromadorea; Rhabditida; Rhabditidae.